AUGAGCAGUCUCAACGAGGCCGUGUCUCAUAUAUCCCACGAUGGUGAAAUCCACCACCCGCACAAGCCAAACUUCAGCUCUGCCUCUAUUAAGAGAUACAUAGUGACGAGGUUUACUGAUCUGCUGCCACCAAAGGGCCACUUCCAGGCUAACAAACAUUUGUUGAAUCCACUUCCUCCUCUCAAGCUCAUUCCUGGUCGCCAAUGGCUGAUGAUCCUUGCUGCCCUCUGGGGUUGGACCUGGGACGCCUACGAUUUUUUCUCGGUUUCUUUGAAUGCUUCUAAAUUGGCUGAGGACUUCGACAAGUCAGUCAAGGACAUUACUUGGGGUAUCACUUUGGUGCUGAUGUUGAGAUCCGUAGGAGGUUUCAUCUUCGGUUACUUGGGUGACAAAUAUGGAAGAAAAUGGCCUUUCACCAUCAACCUUUUGCUCAUGUGCAUUCUUGAAAUUGGUACUGGUUUUAUCAAGAACUACAAGCAGUUCCUCGGUGUUCGUGCUGUGUUUGGAAUUUUGCUGGGAGGUAUCUACGGAAACGCCGCAGCCACUGCUUUGGACGAUUGUCCCGUUGAAGCCAGAGGUAUCAUCAGUGGAAUUCUUCAACAAGGCUAUGCUCUUGGCUACCUGUUGGCUGUGGUGUUCACCAGAGCCAUUGCUGAUACUACCGACAAGUCCUGGAGAGCCAUGUUCUGGUUCGGAGCAGGUGUCUGUUUCUUGAUUGUGGUGUUCAGGUCUCUCUUGCCUGAGACCGAGUUUUUCAAGCAGAAGAAACAACUUGAGCAAUACAACGUCGAGAAUAACAUUUCCCAACCAACCUUCAAGGAGAAAGCAGUUGCUUCGCUCAAGAUCUACUGGUUGAUGAUCAUUUACAUGGUUUUCCUCAUGGCCGGUUUCAACUUCAUGUCUCAUGGCUCUCAGGAUCUGUAUCCAACUUUGCUUACCAAACAAUAUUCAUUUUCUGCUGACAGAUCCACGGUCACCAACUGUGUUGCGAACCUGGGUGCCAUCACUGGAGGAAUUUUUGUGGGCCACAUGUCGCAGUUUGUUGGAAGAAGACUCUCCAUCAUUGUCUGCUGCAUUGGUGGAGGCGCUCUUAUUUAUCCUUGGGCUUUUGUUAACAACUCAGCUAUCAACGCAGGUUGUUUCUUUCUCCAAUUUUUUGUUCAGGGUGCAUGGGGAGUCGUUCCUGUCCAUCUUUCGGAACUGUCUCCACCAGAGUUCAGAGCAUUCAUUGUGGGUGCUGCUUACCAACUUGGUAACCUGGCCUCAUCUGCCUCUUCUACCAUUGAAACCACUAUCGGUGAAAGAUUUCCUUUGCAGAGCAAGACUGGUGACCAGAUCUACAACUAUGCUCUGGUUAUGUCCAUUUUCAUCGGCUGUGUGUUUGGCUACGUCUUGCUGAUCGUUCUAGCUGGUCCAGAGAACAGAAAUGCCAACCUCAAGGUGGAGUCGGCCGCCAACGAGUUUGAGAAGGAGGUUGAGUCCCUUUCAGACGAGGAAAAUUAUGACCCUCGUGUUGAAUCUUCUGAAUCACAGAACAAGACUCAGGCUGAGUAUCUAGAGAGGGCUUGA
This is a messenger RNA of Kuraishia capsulata CBS 1993, 1569 nucleotides long. RefSeq lists its product as uncharacterized. Gene Ontology annotation, cellular component: plasma membrane. Gene Ontology annotation, biological process: plasma membrane lactate transport. NCBI's taxonomy places the organism in Eukaryota, Fungi, Ascomycota, Pichiomycetes, Pichiales, Pichiaceae. Gene Ontology annotation, molecular function: secondary active monocarboxylate transmembrane transporter activity. The transcript has a single exon. The record is from RefSeq and is a predicted model, not a curated record. The coding region runs from base 1 to 1569 and encodes 522 amino acids.